Ananas comosus (pineapple) is the source of this 876-nucleotide messenger RNA. RefSeq names its product classical arabinogalactan protein 9-like. The coding region runs from base 276 to 731 and encodes 151 amino acids. The record is from RefSeq and is a predicted model, not a curated record. Lineage: Eukaryota; Viridiplantae; Streptophyta; Magnoliopsida; Poales; Bromeliaceae. The transcript is spliced from 2 exons.
UAGUGGAAAGGAGGGAGUGAAGUUAAUUAGUUUUUUCUCUCUAUCUCUCUUUAAUUUAGCUCGUAUGCACGGUGGAGAGCUCGAGCUCGGAAGAUUUUCGUUGUCGUUUCGGAGAGCCGUUCGAGCGUGUGGACGUCGCUGUUACGCCGUUGGAGGCCGGGUGAACGCGUGUUUUCCUCUCCUUUCGACUUCUCGCCGUGGUUGAAUUAGCUUUUUGAGCUAGGUAUCGACGUUGUGGUCGACCGUCGUUGCGGGAUCGUGCCGCCCCUCCUAAGAUGCCUGAGCAGGCAGAGCCGAGUGCGCGACCGGAGGCAAGCGCACCCCCUGAUCUGAGGGAGCAGUUGGCUGUCUUGACUGAGGUGACGAGGCAGCAGGGGGAGUUGUUACAGAGGUUAUGUGAGAGGUUAGCUCCGCCCCAGAGUACCGUACCAGAGCAGCCAGUUCCACCUCCGCCUACUCCAGUGGCAGGACCAGCUGCAGCAGUACCCCCACCAGCGGCAGUAUCCCCACCAGCGGCAGUACCCCCAGCGCCAGUUGCAGCUUCUGGUGAGGCUCCACAGCUAACUGAGGCUGAGCAGGAGCGGAUGGCUGAGAGACUUGCCCGCUUCCAUCGUUUCGAUCCGCCGACCUACGAUGGCAGUUGCAUUGAGACUUGGGUUGUCGAGGGCUGGGUCAGCGCAAUGGAGAAACUGUUUCAGGAUCUGUUCAUUCCAGAGCGGGAGCAGGUGUAAUUCCCGUAUCUAAUUAAUUUAAAUUAGAAUUUAAAUAUGUGGCCAUGAUUGUAGUUUUGUGAUAAACCCGUUAUUAAAUAUUUUUGAUUUAUUUGUACAGUCGGAUUAAGCGGAUUCGGUUGGAUUUGAUUUUCGGAUUAAUUAU